Molecule: messenger RNA, 1524 nt
Organism: Fonsecaea multimorphosa CBS 102226
Lineage: Eukaryota; Fungi; Ascomycota; Eurotiomycetes; Chaetothyriales; Herpotrichiellaceae
Exons: 3
Coding region: 1-1524 (507 amino acids)
Biological process (GO): transmembrane transport
Cellular component (GO): membrane
Molecular function (GO): transmembrane transporter activity
Source: RefSeq, a predicted model, not a curated record
AUGUCGUCGGGCGAAGGUCAAUGUGAGAACAGCUGCGAGGAAGGUCUUGCAGAAUCCGCGCCAUUGCUGGCUACUUCACCCGACAACGGCGACGAUGGCAAACAAAAGGACCACUCUACGCUCCUCUGGAAAAUCUACAUGGUCGUCUUCUUCUGUAACCUGGGAUUCCAAAUCCUGCAACCGGCCCAGACGCAGAUCUACGAGACCAUCUACUGCUCAGAAUGGUAUCGUCGACACCCCAUCGACUUAUUACCAUCACCCACCGGCAAAAUCCCUGAGUCAUAUUGCAAGAUAGGGCCCGUGCAGACGCAGAUAUCUACACUCAAGGGAUGGUACGAAUUCUUCGCCGCGGCGCCGGGUCUAGUGAUGGCCAUCCCAAUGGGGAUCCUCACCGAUGCCGUCGGUCGACGACACCUGAUGAUCCUCAACAUCACUAUCCUUUGCCUAGGACAAGUUUGGGUCACCUUUGUUACCUGGUUCGACGGCAAGAUACCCCUUCGGGCAAUUUGGGCAGGCGCGGGUCUCAACAUUGUGAAUGGUGGAAUUAUCGUGACGGAGUUGCUGUUUGUGUGUGUCUUGACGGACAUCAGUCCGAGCGAUCGAGUAGUAGAGACCUUCUUCCGCUCCACGGCAUUUGGACACUUCGCAAAGGUCCUCGGACCCGUGAUCGCAGCGACCCUCAUGCGGCGCGAUCCGUGGCUCGCUAUCUACCUUGGACUGGCUCUGCUAGGCAUGACGGUGAUGCUCGUCGCCACCGUGCCAGAAACCCUGCACAUGCAAGUGGCUGCACGGAACGACCAGGCCGAAGGGCAAGGGGAUCAGACCACCACGACAUGCGCAGAUUCCCGAGGCGACAGCAUCAUCCGCAGCAGAUGGCGACAACUCAACCUGGGCCGCCUGAUCAAGAUCUGGAGCGACUGGCGCCUCAUAUUCGUGGCACUGACCUACCCGUUCCGGCUGGUCUGCUACGCGCUGAGCGAUCUGCUGCAGCGGUACGUGUCGGACCGGUACGGGUGGACACUCGCGGACGCAACACUCGUCUACUCUUUGCAGGCCGUCGCGGCGGGCCUGGUGCUAUUCACGCUGCUACCGUGGAUUUCUGCACGGAUCGACGCGCGGUUCGCAUUCAGCACCAUCCAGAAAAACGUGGUGCUGGCUCGGACGUCGCUGUUCGUGCUGGUCGUGGCUUAUGCCGUCAUCGGCCUCGCGCCCAACCCGGCCGUCAUGAUUAUUGGAUUGCUGAUCGAGACGCUGUCGACAGGGUUUCCCGCAACGCUGCGCGCGCUGGCCGCCGCGCUGAUCGACGCCGACGACAAGGGCCGCGUCUUCUCCGUCCUCGCCAUUGUAGAGACCCUUAGUAUCAUGCUCGCAUACCCCGUCACCGCAGCCUUGUUCAAUGCCGGUCUCGACCGCGGUGGGGGUCCCUGGCUCGGUUUGCCGUACGACGUCAUUUCCGUGGCCGCUGCUUUGGCCUGUGUCACCAUGUGCCUUGUUCGCUUCGAGAGGCCUGUAAGGAUUGUGUGA